GCUACCUUCACAUAUCUGUCGUUACCCGGCCUUCGGACGUCCCCUCCCAGCCAUUGCUCGGAUUGUCUCUGCUUCGUGGUCCUUCGGCCUCCCCACCUUGACGCUCCCUUUUAAUUGUCUCCCCGCCGAACCCGACCGCUCCGCCCCCCCCUGUCGCGUCAAGCCGAUCCCCUCCACCCUCCUUUCCACACCAUGUCCCAUUCGCCGUAAAGGAUUCACCAGACGGUUGCAAUUCGGGACAUGUUUGGAUGACACUUUAUCCCACCAAGUGAAUCCCGCCGGCGUGGUAUCUCCAUGCGCUUAAGUAUUCGAACGUGAGGUAGUACGACGGGACCCCGACUCCCCCUUUUCGGUUGCGAAGUAACCUCAGAUCAUCACCCCAUUUCCUCCAUCCGCCGUAAGCCUGCGACCCCUAUGCUCGAUUGAUCGCCAUGUCGUCCAUGCGAGGACUCGUCCAAUUCAUCGCCGAUUUGCGCAACGCAAGAGCGCGCGAGCUGGAGGAAAAGCGAGUGAACAAAGAAUUAGCCAAUAUUCGGCAGAAGUUCAAGUCUGGCAGCCUCAACGGGUAUCAAAAGAAAAAAUAUGUCUGCAAGCUGCUCUACGUCUAUAUUCAAGGGUAUGAUGUCGAUUUCGGCCACCUGGAGGCCGUCAAUCUGAUAUCCUCCCCCAAGUAUUCCGAAAAGCAGAUCGGAUACCUUGCCGUGACUCUGUUUUUGCAUGAGCAGCAUGAGCUGUUGCAUCUGGUCGUCAAUAGUAUCCGGAAGGAUCUGCUGGAUCACAAUGAGUUGAAUAACUGUUUGGCGCUGCACGCGGUUGCCAAUGUGGGUGGCAGAGAGAUGGGCGAGGCGCUCUCGACCGACGUUCAUCGCCUGCUGAUUUCCCCCACUUCCAAGGCCUUCGUGAAGAAGAAGGCGGCUCUCACUCUCCUCCGCUUGUAUCGUAAAUACCCCGGCAUUGUGCAAAACGAGUGGGCCGAGCGUAUCAUCUCUAUCAUGGACGACCCAGACAUGGGUGUGACCUUGUCCGUGACAUCCUUGGUCAUGGCAUUGGUACAGGAUAAACCCGAGGAAUACCGGGGAAGCUACGUCAAAGCUGCACAGCGGCUCAAGAGAAUUGUGGUGGAUAAUGAUAUUGCACCAGACUACCUCUAUUAUCGCGUACCGUGCCCUUGGAUCCAGGUCAAAUUGCUGCGCUUGCUGCAAUACUAUCCUCCGUCUGAGGACAGCCAUGUCCGUGAAAUUAUUCGCGACUCGUUGCAACAAAUCAUGCAUGCGGCAAUGGACACGCCGAAGAAUGUCCAGCAGAACAAUGCGCAAAAUGCAGUUCUCUUUGAGGCCAUUAAUCUUUUGAUCCAUCUCGACACCGAACACAGCCUCAUGCUACAAAUAUCCAGUCGCCUGGGAAAGUACAUUCAGUCGCGCGAGACUAACGUUCGGUAUCUGGGACUCGAGGCAAUGACCCAUUUUGCGGCUAGGGCCGAGACGUUGGAUCCCAUCAAAAAGCAUCAGAACAUCAUCCUUGGGUCGCUUCGGGAUCGCGAUAUCAGUGUUAGGCGUAAAGGGUUGGAUCUCAUCUACAGCAUGUGCGACACCACCAAUGCCGGUCCUAUUGUGAACGAGUUGCUACGCUACCUCCAGACUGCCGACUAUGCUAUUCGGGAAGAAAUGGUGUUGAAGGUUGCAAUUCUCACGGAAAAAUACGCCACGGAUGCCCAGUGGUAUAUCGACAUGACCCUGAAACUUCUCUCUCUGGCAGGUGACCACGUCAACGACGAGGUGUGGCAGCGUGUGAUCCAGAUUGUCACGAACAACGAGGAGUUGCAGGCUUACGCCGCACACACCUUGCUUACUUAUUUGAAGACCGACUGCCACGAGAGUCUCGUGAAGAUAGGAUGCUAUGUUCUAGGAGAAUUCGGGCAUUUGAUUGCCGAUAAUCAAGGUUCGAGUCCCAUCGAGCAGUUCCUGGCAUUGCAGGCCAAGAUGAUCACCAGCACCGACAAUACUCGCGCGAUGAUCUUGUCAUCCUUCGUGAAAUUCGUCAACCUCUUUCCUGAAAUCAAACCGCAACUAUUGCAUAUCUUCAAGCUCUACAGCCAUUCACCCGACUCCGAGCUGCAGCAGCGUGCCUUUGAGUAUCUGUCGUUGGCGACUCUUCCAUCCGACGACCUUCUUCGAACGGUCUGCGAUGAGAUGCCUCCGUUCUCGGAUCGGGCCUCUAUACUCCUGUCUCGACUGCAUCAGAGAACGGCGGGCACGACCGACAAGAAGACCUGGGUUGUAGGCGGCAAGGAUGCCAACACCGACCAAAAAGAGAUGCUCAUGGCUCAAAACACGGGGCUGAAGCGCACUUUCACCACCAUUGUCAAUGGCACGAAGACCGGAACGAACGGAACGGCGGCGGCGGCAGCAGCAGCUCCCUCGCCCUCGAGCGCGUCGGGCGACCUCGCGGGAUUGGAUCUCAGCACCCCGUCUGCACCACCUCCAAACUUGGCGAGUGCAGCCCAUCUGACGCCGGAUUGGGACCUUGGGUAUAACCGACUGUAUUAUGCCGAUGAAGGAGUGCUCUUUGAGGAUGCUCAGAUCCAGGUCGGGCUGCGGUCCGAGUACCGGGCCCAUAUGGGCGUGGUGAAGAUCUACAUCACGAACAAGGCAUCCUUCGCAAUUGGAUCGUUGACCACCACGGUGGACAAUCGCUCGGCGCCAAAUCUCAAGGCCGACACCAAGAGUCUGCCCGAGCCCUCCGUUCCAGCGGCAGGCCAAACCCAACAGACGCUCUUCUUUGGCGCCCACGGGCCAUUCACGGAAGCACCUACCAUUCGCAUCUCAUACCUUGCAGGUGCCCUGCAAGCGUAUACCCUGCAACUCCCUGUCCUAAUGCACCGCUACAUGGAACCGUCCGCAUUAUCUGCCGAGGAAUUUUUCAAGCGAUGGCGGCAAAUCGGAGGCGGCCCCCUCGAGUCUCAGAAUACGUUUGGGGCCGCCGCAAGAGCCAAGGACAUCGGCGAAUCAUUCACACGGAAAUCGGUGGAAGGAUUUGGAUGGAGAGUUUUGGACGGGGUGGAUCCUAAUCCCAAAAACAUUGUAGGAUGCGCUGUCUAUCAGUUUGCGACCGGCAAGACGGGUUGUCUCCUACGGUUGGAGCCCAACUACGACAAGAAGAUGUACCGAAUCACCAUCCGAGCAACGCAAGAGGCAGUUCCGCAGGCCCUGGCGAAGCAGAUGGAACAGAAAUUAUCGCAGGGAAACCUGGCGGAUGUAUAGUCCAUGACGAGCGAACCAUUGUAAAUUUGGCAGGAGGCGAGCGAGGUUCCUUUUUCUUUUUCUUCCAUUUCUUUUCUUUCCAUAAUACAUAUGAUAAUGUAUUCUCCCCCCCCCGGCCCUUUUCAAUUCUCUGCCCCAACCUCCCUCUUGACGCGAGGUGGUUAGGUAGUUUCAUUGAU
This is a messenger RNA of Aspergillus steynii IBT 23096, 3439 nucleotides long. Its product is annotated as AP-2 complex subunit alpha. The coding region runs from base 432 to 3260 and encodes 942 amino acids. Gene Ontology annotation, biological process: clathrin-dependent endocytosis; intracellular protein transport. The transcript has 4 exons. Gene Ontology annotation, cellular component: AP-2 adaptor complex; membrane coat. The record is from RefSeq and is a predicted model, not a curated record. NCBI's taxonomy places the organism in Eukaryota, Fungi, Ascomycota, Eurotiomycetes, Eurotiales, Aspergillaceae. Gene Ontology annotation, molecular function: clathrin-cargo adaptor activity.